Molecule: messenger RNA, 3025 nt
Organism: Gadus macrocephalus (Pacific cod)
Lineage: Eukaryota; Metazoa; Chordata; Actinopteri; Gadiformes; Gadidae
Gene: plekha8
Product: pleckstrin homology domain containing, family A (phosphoinositide binding specific) member 8
Exons: 13
Coding region: 299-1903 (534 amino acids)
Biological process (GO): endosome organization; retrograde transport, endosome to Golgi; intermembrane lipid transfer
Cellular component (GO): recycling endosome; cytosol; trans-Golgi network
Molecular function (GO): ceramide 1-phosphate binding; ceramide 1-phosphate transfer activity
Source: RefSeq, a predicted model, not a curated record
GAUCAGACUUUGCUGCCGCACACACGUUUCGAGGCGAUAUAGCCUUGCUUUAACAAGCUGUGCGCGCUCCCGCGGCUGAAAUCACUUUCUGGCAGCUGAUCACUUUUUGACACAACACCGGGUCUCGGUAUUCACGAACGUUACGCACUAUCUGCGCGGUUCAAACGCAAAUCACUAAUCGCUCCUACUCGGUGUACACACUAAUGAGGGAGAAUGGAGUCGUUACAGUCAGCAUCUGGUCAUUACACAUUGUUAUGACGAAAAACAGGUAAUGAGCGUAACAAUAUUUUAACAAGCGAUGGAGGGAAUACUACAUAAAUGGACCAAUUACAUAAGUGGUUGGCAGCCUCGGUGGUUUGUUCUGGAUGGAGGGACGCUGUCUUACUAUGAUUCUCAAGAAGACGCUUGGAAAGGAUGUAAAGGCAGCAUUAAGAUUUCAGUGUGUGAAAUCCUAGUCCAUUCCACAGACAUUACCCGCGUUGAUCUCACAAUACCUGGAGAGCAGUACUUUUACCUUCGAGCCAUCAAUGCAGCGGAGAGGCAGAAGUGGUUGGUGGCUCUGGGAACAGCAAAGGCCUGUCUCACAGACAACCGGACAAGGAGAGAGAAAGAGCUUCAAGAAAACACAGAGGCAAUAAAAACCAAGAUGUCAGAACUUAGAUUGUACUGUGACCUCCUCCUCAAACAAGUGAACAAGAUCAAGGACAGCGAGGAGCGUGGAGACUCGGCAGAAGCAGGUGAGGAUACUGGAAUCAUGGUUAAAUCCACAUGCACCACAUUCCUCAAAACUCUUGAGGAGUGCAUGCAGAUAGCCAACCACACAUUCUCGUCAGACAUGGUGUCACAGAGUCCACCUGGCUCUCCCCCAGUAGCUGCCAUCAAACCUCAGAAGAUCAAACCGCUCUGUCACCUGAAACUGAAUCUGGGAGAAAAAUUGAGAGAGUCAGAGGAAGCACAUGAAAACCAGAGCCAGGACUCGGGGCGAGAGGGAGCAGAGGAACCUGAAAAACCAGACAUACCCUCCCACAGAGACCAAGCACCCUCAACAGCUCUUGAGGAGGACGAUGGGCCUCCAGCCCCUUAUACUGCUGGACCUGUGACUCAACUGGAGGGAGAGGGGAGCAAUCCUGAACAAGAACAAAAGCACAACAUGGACCAAAUCAAAGAGGAUGGAGAGGAUGAGGUGAGCCGAAACCAGAGGGAGAUGGUCUCUGCCCUGGACCAAAUCCUACCUCCUCAGGAUCCUCUGCUGGAGGAGGAGGGCGUAGAUACAUUCUUCAGCACAAUGAGUCACAGAUUUAGCGAUAUAAGACUGGAAGACGACAGGGGUAUCCCCACCCAAGACUUUUUGGACUCAUGCUAUGCAAUAGUGCCUGUCUUAGACAAGCUGGGAUCCACCGUGUUCGCUCCAGUUAAAAUGGAUUUUGUUGGAAACAUCAAGAAAAUUAACCAGAAGUGGUUGUCAGACCCCAACAGCUUCCCGACCCUCCAGUCCAUCGUGCUGCACGAGCUGCAGACCGCUACAGCACAGGUGCGCAACUCGGCCACCGAGGCGCUGCUGUGGCUCCGACGAGGCCUCCGCUUCCUUAAGGAGUUCCUGUCUGAGGUCCACUCUGGGGAGCAGGACAUCCAUGGGGCCCUCAACAACGCCUAUGGAAGGACGCUUCGCCAGUACCACGGCUGGGUCGUACGAGGCGUGUUCGCUUUGGCCCUGAGAGCCUCCCCGUCCUACGAGUCCUUCACCGCGGCCUUAGUAUCCCAGGAGGGGGACCAGCUGAAGCCGGGCUUCACCAGCGGCAUGCGGCGGGACCUUAGUGUGUACCUGCCCGCCAUGGAGGACCAGCUGGGCAUCCUGGACGACCUGUACGACGAGUACAGCCUGGAGUCUGACGAGGUGGUAUGAGACUCUCGGGGCCUUCCUGCUGCACAGAGACGGUGUUGACGUUGAUUUGCUUGCAGCGAGGCAUUGUGGAUUGAGAGACAAGGAAGAUGUAGUUUAAAUAUCUUGUCAGGCCUGAGAGCCGGUUUAGUUAGCUAUAACCUAAAAAGCGGGUGUGGUUCAACAAAUUAUGCUAAUGCUAACGUAUUCGUUUUAGUGUAUUAAUUCAAGAAACCCAGAGAAUCCAUCUUUUCAUUUUCUGGCUAAAGAGGAUGGUGGUUAAUUUAUUCCCAAGACAUUCCUGUUUGCUCGGGUUUAUAAAACGGGUUGAUGGAUAGGCCUGCCGCUGAUACAAUGCACCAUAUUGACCAAGCUAAUGUCAGGUUGUUAGUUUUUCUUUCCCCAGUAUAUGCCUUGAAUUUGUUAUUGGUUCUAAUAAGGGACAACUAUUUUCUGAUGUGUGUUGCACUGAAGUUGUCCUAUGUAACAUUUGUUACUGAAUGGUGUUCAUCUGGCUAUAAUUGUAAUUAUAAGGCAAUAGGUUUGCAUUGGUUUCCUUAGUGUAACAGGUUAACAAUGUAUUGUCUGUGUUCUGUAUAAAGACUCCAUGGGACCAAUAAGUGACGGACAUGAGAAUGCUGUUAGCGUUUGCUUUCCAUCACAUCAAAGAAGAAUGCAAUGGAGCUGUUCAAGUGUUGGCAAUUGAUCAACUCAAAAUCAGCAUUUUUGCACAAACCUAUGCACAGUUUGCAUUGUUAUUCUGACUCUGACUUUAUAUAUUAGCUCUAAAUGGUUCACAUUUUGAUAAUCUCAAUCUUUGUAGGUGAAAUAUAUUGGUAUUUGCAUCCAGCAAGAAUGGAUUUAGAUUGCAUGUUUAAAUGUAACAAUGGUGCCAUAAGUAAAAAUGAAUACACUCUUACACAAAGCUCUGAAUUUAUUAAAUGUAUCGCAUUUAUAUUGAACCAUUUUCCAACGGAAUGAUUGGCACCAUGUCCCAAAAUAGAAGUUACUUCCGGUUUAUUAAUUAUGGACCCAGAUGUACACUUGCCAUAUAUACUCUAACUUUGUGAAGCAGGAUCCUCCUUGACGUGACUUUUGUAAAUGUUCCUGUAACGUGCCAGUAUUUAAAAGUCUAUCUGGUCAAUA